Molecule: messenger RNA, 2667 nt
Organism: Cloeon dipterum
Lineage: Eukaryota; Metazoa; Arthropoda; Insecta; Ephemeroptera; Baetidae
Gene: dmpd
Product: F-box protein dmpd
Exons: 6
Coding region: 253-1530 (425 amino acids)
Biological process (GO): positive regulation of DNA-templated transcription
Cellular component (GO): nucleus
Molecular function (GO): transcription coactivator activity; protein binding
Source: RefSeq, a predicted model, not a curated record
GUUUGCCUUUACUUUUGCUGCUCAUUCUGUCUCUUGUAUCUGUCGUGCCUAUAUCUCAGGAGAGUCGCAACGUCUUCAAAGUUAAAAUUUUUCUCUUCAAUCGUCUAAAACCAGUUACGAUGCAAUCGUUCAGCAAGGUGGCUAAAACUUGACUUUGCACCAAAGGUCAUCGAAGAAAACAUCAUUUGCACACAUCAUAAUCGCAGAAUCGUCAAAGUAUUACCUAUAGAUAGUUUUAAUAUUUGAGAGGCUAUGGUUGCAACCAGGCAAUCCAGUGGACACGCAGGAGCUUUGGAUGGUCCAUCAACAUCAUCGGGAGAUGGGAAACCUAAAACAGAAUCGUCGUUUUCCACAAUAACGAUGUUUGAUUUGCCACCAGAAAUUUUUGACAAAAUUCUCACCUAUUUUAAGUUUAAACAGAUCAGCCAGCUUAGAACUGUGUGCCGCCACUUUGAUGAAGCAUGCAGCCGAUCCUUAAAUGCUGGAUUUGCGCGCCUGCAGACAAAAAUGAUGCAGCGUUUUCAGAGUAUAAAGGCGAGAAUGCCAAGGAGAGAAUCAGCUCGCAGGAAUCACCCCCUUGCUUGCGAGUCUGACAUAGUUGAAACAAUCCAUAUGAGACUCACGUUGCUGCACAUGACAUUCGGCAAGCACAUCGAGCGCAGGCAUUGCUGUUUCUUUCCUGGCGAAAUAUUAGACGAGGUGAAUCGUAUAUUAACUUACAUCGAAUGCACUGCCAAGCUUACCAGACCAUACAAAGUUACUGAUGAGCUGUUUGACCUCUCCACAAUGGCCAUGGAAUACUUUAAGGAAAAAAUUGAGCCCACACUGCCUGAAAUAUCAUAUUUUGAUCCAGACUUCCUGGAAUACACUGGUGGUUACCAUCAAGGUGGAACUUCAUCUAAAUAUGCAUCAAUUGAUUCGCCAAAAGGGGAUGAAAGUCCAUCUCACUGUUCGUCAGCUACCCCAUCCACUCCGCCCUCAACAAGCCAAGCUCUGGCUCUGACCAGAACUGCUUUAGCAUUGAGGAAGAGAAUGAAUAGAAUGAGAAUGACGUUGCACAGGUCAAAUACUCAAAUAACUGCCUUGAGGCGCGAAGUUCGUAACCUCAAGAACUGCAACACAGAGCAGCGGGCCCAGUUGACUGAAUGUAAAACCAGGAUUGAUGAGUGCGACAAGAAAAAUGAAGAAAUGACGAGAAAGUUUGGCACUCUGUUGCAAGAACUGAACAAGUGCAAAACGGAAUUCCAGUAUUGGCGUUCCAAGUCGCCAGCAAUAACUUGCGGCAGCUGUGGCCACGUGGUUCACCCUGCGCAUGGAGCUAUCCUUGAGGCUCCAGUGGCCGGACCGAGUAAUCAGGAGUCCGCCACACCGUCUGUCGCAGUGCAGGUGGAAGAGGCCCCAGCCAGUGUGGCGACGACUUCAACGUCUGGGGACACGCCUCGGGCAAAGAGGAAGAGGGACGCGAGUAGUCUGGAUUCCAGAGGAAGUCGGAAGUCAACGAGGGGCCGCAGCAAGAAGGCCAAAGUCUAGCUGAAUCGCCAGUUGACUGAAUUUUAAUCUUGGUGUACAUGUUAAUUUUUUUGAUAUCUUCUAGAGCAAUAUCUUUCAUACUCUGGACGUUUGAUAAGGAAAAUUGGUAAUAGCUAACAUCCCCUUUUCUUGGUGUAUGAUUGACGCUGACAGGUUCAACUCACAAGUCCUGUCCACUGAUUGAAUAAUUUAAAGCUGUCCUCAUUGUCAAUCUCUAAUUAAGCUAUGUUGUUCAAGUUAUUCAGCACCAAUUUGUCCUUUGCUUUCCGUCUACGUAUUUUGCUUCGACAAGUUUGUUAUGCCAAAAUGCAUUCUAGUCCUAGCAAAAAAGCAGUAGUCUCGUAGUCUUCAUCACUUUGUAGAGUUGGAAACAGCGCACCUUGUGUGGUCCAAGCAAAAAUUAAUGUUGGAACCUCUUCUCGAAACUCUUUUGUCUAGCUUUUUGUUUUAUUUGAUGUUAUUAAUCAAAUUUCUAGCGCUUGACUUAUCCAUGAGAUGCAUGUUUAAAUGUGUAUAAAUGAGGCUUCUGAUUUGUGGCUUCUUGAUUCAAUUGCUUUUUAAAUUCAACUUUGUUUUAGCAUUUUUCAUGGGCUGUGUGGAAUUUGGCGAACCUCAAAUAUGAAUUUGUUUUUGGCUUUCUUCUUCUUAAAGAUAAGAUAUAUGUAGAGAUCUCAGCCGCGAUCUUUAGAGGAGGCUGUUUGCUGCACUGGCUUGUUAGUUGAAUAUUGCCCUAGUGGUGGCUGAGCAUUCAGCAUCUGACAGCUGGAGCAGCUGGCCCGUUUUUAAAAGUUAAAUUGAAUAGUGCUUAUGCUUAAACAGCUCAAAGAGCUGUUUGCCAAUUUGUCCCUUCUGUACAUUCAAUUUUUCCGACUUUAAUGGCGGCUGGCACGUGGCUGACGCAGCAUAAUGCUAGCUGAAGUCAAGGAGGCUGAACACAUGAUCAACUGGCUGGCGCGGCGUACCUUGGUUGGCUGAGACCUCUAGAUAUGCCAAAGCAUCAAUUUCUGUUCUCCAUAAUUGUAACAGCUACAAAGCACAACAUCUUUAAAAAAGAUAGAUGAAAUGAUCGUUUAAUUUAAAAUUCGUGUGUGAAUUAGUGAAUUGUCAGUAACAAUAAAACAAUAUAGUGUGAAUAAA